This is a messenger RNA of Bombyx mori (domestic silkworm), 13570 nucleotides long. RefSeq names its product dynein axonemal heavy chain 3 (gene Dnah3). The record is from RefSeq and is a predicted model, not a curated record. Lineage: Eukaryota; Metazoa; Arthropoda; Insecta; Lepidoptera; Bombycidae. The coding region runs from base 1209 to 13466 and encodes 4085 amino acids. Gene Ontology annotation, molecular function: dynein intermediate chain binding; minus-end-directed microtubule motor activity; dynein light intermediate chain binding. Gene Ontology annotation, biological process: microtubule-based movement. The transcript has 73 exons. Gene Ontology annotation, cellular component: dynein complex.
ACAAUUUACAUUUCCAAUUACAAUUCCAAAUCACGAAAAAAACGACCAGAUCGGAGAAAUCUAUUGUGAGUAACACCACGCUGAGAUCACCAAACAGUUACCAUUAUCUUUUUAUUGGUAAGCUUUGCUUUAGGACACUGUUGUGGCGUUUGACCUGGGGUCAGCCAUUGCUUUUUUCGCUUACGGUUAUCGUAAAGAAUCCACUUUUCAUCACAGUCAAAAUUCGAUCCAAUAUUGUUUAAUUUCUGUAUCGAUUCAACAAGGCAACACAAGUUUCAACACGCGUUUCUUUCUGCAGAUCAGUCAAAUGAUGAGGCACCCAUUUUUUCGAUUUUUUGUAUUUUAUUGAUUUGACGCAAAUGAGUCAGUAUUGUUGAUAAGUUAAUGUUAAACCAUGCCGCCAAUUCCUGGGUAGUUUGGCUCGGAUCGGCUUCUAUCAUCUUUUUCAAUUCAUUAUUAUUCACAUGUGUGGGAGUUCUUCCACGUGGUUCGUUCUUCAAUUCAAAAUUUCCAUCACGAAAGCGUUUAAACCAAAAUCGCACGGUGCGUUCAUUAGCAGUCCCAUCUCCAAACGCAACAUUGAUAUUGCGAGUCUCGCGUCGGAACUCGUAUUCAAAAAUUACUCGAAUUUUCGAAGUGUGUAUCCAUCUUUCUUGUCUAAGCUGAAUAAAAAAAACAACUGAAAGUCGAUAAUCGAAUGUUGCACAUUUUUUAAAAGUUUAAAAGAAGAACCUCAUACUCGUAGGUAGGUACCAUUUAAAAAAGUUUCACUCAAAAAUCUCAAACCAUGAAGGUUCUAUGUCAAUUCGAAGUACCUAUUACAAUAUAACGGCAAUACUGUAACUUCUAUUACUAUAAUAUUAAAUAUUAAUUGGGUUAGGCACAUAUCUAUGAGUCAUCCACAGACACGGGUCAACUGCUAUCAGGUGGAGAGUCGGUUGCCUAGCAACGACUGUGACGGUUGUGAUAUUCUCUUUGGAAACAACCAUGGCAACCACGUUGUUUGCGUGUAAAGUUUGAUCUGGUCCUGAGCUGUCCCCGACGGGCACGAGGCGCAGGUAUACGGUGCUGCUGCUCACCCGCUAGCGGUCGGCAGGACUCAGUCGGCGUUGUAUUCAAUAUCUUUGAUCACCAUCAGUGACAAGUAUAUCAAUAGAGCAAAUUGUAUCCCGCAUCACAUUGUUCCAGAGACGGUGAGAAGGGACGACAUGCAAGGAGGGGAUGCAGGGGAUGCGGAGCGCAGGAGGCGCGGUACCGGGAUCGCCAGAGCAGCCUCCAACUACUACCCUGAAGGUGAAGGGGAGGGAGGAUGCAGCGAGUUCCCGCCGCUGAUGCAGGCUCGAUCGUGGACCCGCGGCGUGCCCUACAAGGAGAGCUCUCGGCACACUAAACCUGUUGACUCCAUCGGUAACAGCUACUCGGCGGGGGCGCGGGGGCUGCGCGCGGCGAGCAUGCCGCCCCGGCGACGGGAGCCGCCCGCGCUGUACGGGCCGCUCGGACCCGGCGGAGAGCUGCAGUUCCCGCCGCUCAAACCUUGGCCCGAGAGGGAGAGGGAACGCCUACAAGCCAUCGAAAGGGAAAAGAAAAAACAUAAACUACCGAAAGGACACGUCCUCCUCGAAGAUCUGGUGUCUGGCGCAUACGAAAGGAAGAAGGCUGCAGCUGCGGAAGCGAAGAGAAGAAGAAUAGAAAUGAGAAAAAAAGAAAAAGAGGAAGCUGAGAAAGCUGCUCGGGAGGCGCUGCAAAAGCGCCUGGCCCGGCUGCAGCUCGAGCCGCCGCGGGACCCCGACCAACAGAAGGACGAGAUGCUGAGAGUUACGGAAGAGGAGCAAUAUAGACCCCUGCAUCCCGAUCACUUGAAACGAAUUCAGUAUUAUUUAAAUGUAUCCCUGUCCGGGCGACACAUCCCGGAGUUCCCUCGCGAGCUGUACACCCGCGCCAGACGAAGAGUCGACGAACAAACCGCUGCCAUCAAGAGACGACUCCUCUCCCUGACGUACCAGGCGUGUGUGCGGCAGACUGAGGCUGAAAUUAACGAGUUUUUUGUAAUGGCAAUGAAGAGAUGUCUCCUGUCGUACAUACUGGAGGAGCCGGGAGAGCGCGAGCGGCUCGGCAUCGCGUUCCUGCCGCCGCUGUGGCCGGCGCUGGUGGUGCGCGCGCCCGUGCCCUGGCACUGCGCUCUCGUGCGAGCCAAGCACGCCAUGGCCUACCGCUUCUACGAGGGGAACCCCAUCGUCAUUGAACUCAAGAGGAUAUGGAAUGAAAAGUACCAGAACAUGUUGAUCUGCAAUAUGAAGGAUAUGCAGACAGACGCACCCUUCCCCCAAUAUCCUGCGGAGCUGACGGAGCGGCUCAACAAGCUGUGCGCGGAGACCAGAGCCGAGCUGCUCGACAACUGGCUGAUAGACGCGGCCGACACCAUGAUCAAGAUGCGUCGUCACUGGGCCGUCUACGUGCCCAACAAGAAACGAGGAUCGACCUUCCAAGUGGAGCAGUUCUUCAAGUGUAUCCACGGGCUGAUGUCAAAACAGAUCAGGGAUCUAGUCGAGAGGAGCGUCAACCAUUUUGCUGAAUAUUUUUCCUACUAUUUUGAAGGGAACAGUUUCAGCGGCGAGUACCGCGACUACAUGUGCAUCAAGCGUCCUCUCGUCCGGAUCAAGGUCGUAGGUCAUCCGGGCACCACGAACAUCACCUUCGAGCCGACCCUGGAUCAGAUGAGGGUUAUGAUCGUCAAAUGGUUCCACAGUAUCAUCAGCGUGAACCAUCAGCUGCCCAGCCUCGACACCAUCUUGUAUCCAGGCUCCUCGCGUCCGAACCCCUACCUGAUGGCGGUGUACCCGGACGAGAGCUACAUGCAGCAGGUGGUGGGCCGCUCCCUGCACCACUUCGCCGCGAACCGGCCGGGCCCCGUCAGCUUCCUCGCCAGCUACCAGCCCUACCACUACAUCCUCGACGGCCGCGCCGCUCAAGAGUUACAGCAGUUUUUCGCACAAGAGCCACCGCCUUAUUUGAAAGAUUUCUCGGCUCGCAUCUACAUGUACGAGGAGCUCCGCGAUGAGAUCCUGUUCCUGCGCCGUGACAUCCCUCUCAACAUGGUGAUGCUGGACUGCGCCCCCGUCAACGACUGCAUGUGGGACGCCGUGGACGGCCUGCGACGUCACAUCGUUGACCACUUUAUCGCCGUCAACAGAAAAUGGAAUCGAGACAUCUGCAACGUGUACGAGGAGAUGGCAGCGCGCGCGUCGGAGAGCCCGGAGACGACAGCGCAGCUGGUGGAGCUGAUCGGCUACAUCCAGGACUGCCGCGACUGCGCCAUGUUCGACUUGCGCGAGAAGGCACGCACCACGGCUGAAUAUGUGCUGUUCUUGAUGCAGCACGCGCAUCUGCACUUUGAAGAUGUAAAUUUAAACACCCGUGUGUUUCUGUGGCCGCUCGACAUGGACGAGACCAUAGACUUGACGCUUAAAACUCUCAAUACGAAAAAAACCAUGGCCGAAGACAAACUGAGGAGCAGAAAAGCUAUAUUUGAAGAACAACUCAAAAAACAUGAAAAGGAUUUGGAGGUGUUCCGCAGAUUCGACCCUCCGUUGCUCAACGUGGACUUGCUCCGAGAGGUCGUCGGAAAGGUCGACGAGAUAUUCAAUAAUCUAAUGGAAGACAAGCACGAAGCGGACGACAUCAUAAACGAGGAGCAGCUGCUGGAGCAGGACGUGUCGGUGUACUACAGUCUGCAGACGAUGCUGGCGGGCAUCGAACCCUUCCACAAACUCUGGCACACUGCGUACGACUUCUACGAAGGAUACGAGAGAUGGUAUCACGGUCCUUUCCUCGGGCUGGACGCGGAAACGAUAUCGGAGGAUGUGGAAGCUUGGUGGAAGUUACUAUAUAAACUCGGCAAACAGUUGUUUGAAUACCCCGGAGCGAAGAGGAUCGCGGACAUGGUGCGGAACAAGCUCGAGAAGUUCAAAGUAUUGUUGCCUGUCCUCUGCGCAAUCUGCAACAAGGGAAUGCGGGAUCGUCACUGGGCCCGCAUCAGCGAACUAGUGGGGAUAGAGGUGAUCCAUGACCCAGAAACAACAUUGGCUGACAUGGUGGAACAAGGAGUACACGUAUUCGCAACUCAACUCGAGGAAAUAGAACAGUAUGCAUCCAAAGAAUAUGCGCUCGAGAAAGCGCUCACUAAGAUGAAAGAUGAAUGGGUCGGAGUAAAGUUCGAAGUGGUGCCCUACAGGGACACUGGAGUCGGCAUACUAACUGGCUUAGAUGACAUACAACAGCAAUUAGAUGACCACAUCUUGAAAUCGCAAACGAUGCGUGGCUCACCUUAUGUGAAAGCGUUUGAAGCGGACAUGGUGUCCUGGGAAGAGAAGCUCAUCAGCAUGCAAGACAUCCUGGAUCAAUGGUUGCAGUGUCAAGCGACUUGGAUGUAUCUGGAGCCUAUAUUUUCAUCAGAGGAUAUAAUGCGUCAAAUGCCGACCGAGGCUCGCAAUUUCCGCGACGUGGACAAGGAGUGGCGUACCAUAAUGGCGGCCACACAGAAGGAGCCCAUGGUCCUCCCGGCGACAGACUACCCCGCACUGCUGAAAAAGCUGAAGUACAACAACUGCUUAUUAGAGGAUAUUCAGAGAGGUCUCAAUGAUUAUUUGGAAAAGAAGAGAUUGUUCUUCCCGCGAUUUUUCUUCUUGUCCAACGACGAGUUGUUAGAGAUCCUCUCCGAAACCAAAGAUCCGAUGAGGGUACAGCCUCACCUGAAGAAAUGUUUCGAAGGCAUUUACACGUUAGAAUUUAAUGCAGCCAGAGAAAUCAUUGGAAUGGCCUCUGCAGAAGGCGAAGUGGUCAAAUUGUCUUCAACUAUUCAACCGGCGGAUGCUAAGGGCAUGGUGGAGCGCUGGCUGCAGCAGCUGGAGCAUCAGAUGGUCGUGAGCCUCAGAGACGUGGCAGCCGAGGCCAUCGCGGCAUACAGCACGGCGGUGCGCGAGGAGUGGGUGUUGAGCUGGCCCGGACAGAUAGUGCAGUCCGGCUCCUGCGUGCAGUACACCGCCGCGGCUAUUGAAGCGAUACAAGCGAACAGUCUGCCAGAGUUGGUGGAGCUCAGCACUAAGCAGAUCACAGGGCUGGUGUUCUUGGUUCAAGGCGAUCUAGAACCUGGGAACCGCAUCACUGUCGAAGCUCUCAUCGUCAUAGAUGUCCACGGACGUUCGAUAUUAGAAGAGAUGGUCAGUCGGCGCGUCAGCAACACGUCGGACUUCAACUGGAUAUCGCAGCUGCGGUACUAUGCGCGCGGGGACCGCAUGACGUGCGCGAUGAUCACCACGGACGUGGAGUACGGCUUCGAGUACCUCGGCAACACCGGCCGCCUGGUCGCCACGCCGCUCACCGACCGCUGCUUCAGGACCCUCAUGAGUGCCUUGAAAUUGAAUUUAGGCGGUGCUCCUGAAGGUCCAGCGGGCACUGGCAAGACUGAAACCACUAAAGACUUAGCCAAAGCCGUGGCUAAGAAGUGCGUCGUGUUUAAUUGUUCCGACGGACUAGAUUAUAAAGCGCUCGGAAAAUUCUUCAAGGGCUUGGCUCAGUCCGGUGCAUGGGCGUGCUUCGACGAGUUCAACCGCAUCGAACUAGAAGUGUUGUCGGUGGUCGCCCAGCAGAUCCUCUCCAUACAGCUCGCCAUACUGCGCCGCGAGAAACGAUUCAUCUUCGAAGGCACCGAGAUCAGUCUAAACCCCACUUGCUCGGUUUUCAUCACAAUGAACCCUGGAUAUGCCGGACGCACCGAGCUACCAGACAACCUCAAGGUAUUGUUCAGAACGGUCGCUAUGAUGGUGCCCGACUACGCCAUGAUCGGUGAGAUCACUCUUUACUCGAACGGAUUCGUCAACGCCGGACCACUAGCACGUAAGAUAGUGCAGGCAUAUAAAUUGUGCUCGGAGCAGUUGUCCUCGCAGAACCACUACGACUACGGCAUGCGGGCGGUGAAGUCGGUGCUGCUCGCCUCCGGGACGCUCAAGAAGAACUAUCCGGAGCAGGAGGAAGCGCGACUCGUGUUGCGCGCUAUCAUCGACGUCAACAUGCCCAAGUUUCUAUCCCAAGACGUGCCUUUGUUCGCGGGAAUCUAUUCAGAUUUGUUCCCUGGCGUGGAGAUUCCGCAGCCGGACCGAAACGAACUCCUCAGUUGCAUCAACAAAGAACUUGACAAACGGAACCUGCAGCCGACGGACUGGUAUCUGGAGAAAAUUAUACAAAUAUACGAGAUGAUGCUGGUGCGACAUGGAUUCAUGAUCGUGGGCCCUCCCAUGGGCGGCAAGACACAAGCCUACCAGAGCUUGGCCGAUUCCCUUCGCGCGCUCCAACUCAUGAAGCCGCCUCCGAGACACAAGGAAUUUGGUGCAAUCUACCGCAUCAUCAACCCAAAGGCUAUCACCAUGGGACAACUGUACGGCUGCUUCGAUCCUGCAUCGCACGAAUGGUCGGACGGGGUGUUAGCGAUAGCGUUCCGUGAGUACGCGACAUCGUUGACGCGCGACCGCAAGUGGAUCCUGUUCGAUGGUCCGGUGGACGCGGUCUGGAUCGAGAACAUGAACACCGUGCUCGACGACAACAAGAAGCUCUGUCUCAUGAGCGGAGAGAUCAUACAGAUGACAAAUAAAAUGAAUCUGAUAUUCGAGGCGGCGGACCUGGAGUUCGCUUCUCCGGCGACCGUUUCUCGCUGCGGCAUGAUCUACAUGGAACCAGAACAACUAGGAUGGCGCGCCUUCUUGUCAUCUUACAACACGCAACUGAGCAAACGGCUGAUUCCGGAGCAGUUCGAUCUGAUCCAGGAGCUGGUGGAGUGGCUGCUGCCUCCUGUGCUGGACUUCCUCUCGCAGCGCUGUCGACACUUCGUAAACGUGGGAGACAUACACCAAUUCCAUUCAUUCACCCGACUGUUCACCUGUCUACUGGAAGGAGAAGCUCAGUUCAGUACAGUGUGGCUGCAGUGCACCUUCGUGUUCGCGUUGGUCUGGGGACUCUGUGCUACUAUCAACGGAGAAAGUCGGAAGUCAUUCGAUGUCUUCUUCCGAAAACUUCUGGACGGAAACAACGCCGCUUUCCCGAAACCGAAAUCAUUUAAACUGACGAAGAACCAGCUGUUCCAAGACAAAGACACAGUGUUCGACUACGUGUACGACAAGAGAAACAACGGAACGUGGAUACCCUGGAUGGAGCUCGAGAAGGAGCUCCCUCUGUCUCCUACCGCAAAGGUGAAUGAUUUGAUAAUCCUAACAAAUGAGAACGCGUGCUUGCGAUUCUUCGUGUCGAAGAUGGUCAAGUCUAAGAUCCCAAUCUUGCUGGUCGGCCCUACCGGUACUGGGAAGUCCUCUUUGGUUCUCAACUUCCUUUUGUCGCUACCUAAGGAGAAGUAUAUCACGAACACCAUCAACUUCUCCGCUCGAACGACUGCGAACCAGACGCAAGAUAUAAUCAUGUCUAAGGUCGACCGGCGUCGCAAAGGUGUGUUCGGUCCAUCUAUGGGCAAAAAGUGCGUGUUGUUCGUGGACGACCUGAGCAUGCCCCAGAAGGAGCAGUACGGCGCGCAGCCCCCGCUGGAGUUGCUGCGGGAGUGGAUCGACCACGGACACUGGUACGACCUCAAGGAGAUGGUGCGCCAAGAAGUGGUCGAUGUGUUGUUGGUGUCUGCGAUGUUGCCCCCGGGCGGCGGCUCGAACCUGAUCUCAUCUCGUCUGACGCGCCACAUGCUGCUCAUCACGCUCGAUUCUUUCGAAGACAACACGCUCAACAAGAUAUUUGGCACUAUCAUGGACUGGCACCUCUCCAAGGGAUUCGUCGAGUCCCUCAUGAGACAGAGCAAGAGCGUGGUGUCCGCGACGAUGGAGGUGUACAAGGCGGCGACGGUUCAGUUUCUACCGACGCCGAGCAAGUGCCACUACUUGUUCAACUUGCGGGAUUUCGCACGCGUCAUCAAGGGCAUACUGCUGGUUCCUUCCACUCACAUGAAGGACCUCAAUAAACUAGUCGUGCUGUGGAUACACGAGACCUACCGCGUCUUCUACGACCGGCUUGUCGAUGACACUGACAGACAGAAGUUGUUUGAGGUGGUGUACAAGGCGGUGUACGGGCACUACCGCGUGCACAUGGACCAGGUCAUGGCGGAGCUCGGCUACGUGCCCGAGGGAGAGAAGCUCGCCAACAAGCAUGCCGCUAAUAUCUUCUUUGGAAACUACAUGGAGCCCGAUGCCGACCCCAAGAUUUAUGACCAGGUGACUGACUUAGAAGACAUGGCCGUGAAGAUGGAGUACUACCUAGAGGAGUACAACGUGGUGUCAUCGUCUCCGAUGUCGCUGGUGAUGUUCCGUUACGCGCUGGACCACAUCUCGCGCUGCGCCAGGGUGCUGCUGCAGGACAACGGGAACUUGCUCCUGGUCGGCGUGGGCGGCAGCGGCAGAAGCAGCGCCGUUAAGUUAGCCGCCAGUAUCCUGGAGAUGAACGUUAUCCAAAUAGAAAUAUCGAAAGUGUACGGUGUGAGCGAGUGGCGCGACGACGUCCGCAAGCUGCUGAUGAAGGCCGGCCUGCUCGGGCGCCCGCUCGUCUUCCUCUUCGCCGACAACCAGAUAAUGUACGAGGGUAUGGUGGAAGACAUCAACAUGCUGCUCAACACCGGGGACAUCCCCAACCUGUACGGCAUGGACGAGAAGGUCGAGAUCCUGGACAAAAUGCAGGCCGCCGUCAGGGAAGCUGGUAAAAAAAUAGAGACGAGUCCACUGGCAAUGUUCGGAUACUACGUGGAGCGCGUCAAGGCGAACCUGCGCAUCGUGAUGGCCAUGUCGCCCAUCGGAGACUCCUUCCGCAACCGUCUGCGCAUGUUCCCGUCGCUCAUCAACUGCUGCACCAUCGACUGGUUCACGGCGUGGCCCCCGGAGGCGCUGGAGCGCGUGGCGUGCAUGUUCGUGUCGCGCAUGCCGAGCGUGGACGAGGAGGAGCUGCGCGCCGCCUGCGUCACCAUGUGCCAGCUCUUCCACACGAGCGUCGUGCAGCUCAGCGACAGGUUUUACUCUGAACAAAAGCGUAAAGUGUAUGUCACGCCGACGAGCUACUUGGAACUGAUCAAAUCUUUCCAAAAUUUAUACGCUAUGAAGGUCGACCAGAUCAUAAAGUCCCGAACUAGAUACGAGACUGGAUUGGAACAAUUGGACUUCGCAGCCAGCCAAGUCGCAGUGAUGCAGCAAAACCUAAUCAACUUACAACCGCUUUUGGUGGAAACAUCAGACAAGACUGAGAAACUCAUGAUUAAAAUAGAACAGGACACGGUUGUUGUUGAAAAACAAAAAGAGAUUGUAGGGGCAGACGAAGCCCUGGCCAACGAAGCCGCUGCAGCAGCACAGGCCAUCAAGGACGACUGUGAGUCAGAUUUGGCCGAAGCCGUGCCUGCGCUCGAAGCUGCCUUGAACGCUCUCAAUACUCUCAAACCUGCCGACAUCACACUGGUGAAGAGUAUGAAGAACCCGCCUGCCGGAGUCAAACUGGUCAUGGAGGCCGUCUGUGUCAUGAAGGGAAUCAAGGGAGAUAGGAAAAUGGAUGCUAAUGGAAAACCAUACGAAGAUUUCUGGGGUCCAUCACAGAAGAUGCUGGGUGACAUGAAGUUCUUAGAAAGUUUAAAGAAUUACGAUAAAGACAACAUUCCGACAACAGUAAUGAAAAAAAUCAGAGACAAGUACAUACCGGACCGUGAGUUUGAUCCUGCCGUCAUAGCCAAGGUGUCGUCAGCUUGCGAAGGGCUCUGUCGGUGGGUCAGGGCUAUGGACGUUUACGAUCGGGUCAUCAAGGUUGUAGCUCCUAAGAAGGCUGCGCUGGCUGAAGCGGAAGCGGAACUGCAAGCCCAAAUGAACACCUUGAACGACAAAAGAGCCCAACUACAAGGAGUGCUCGACAAGUUGCAGGCAUUGAACGACGAAUUUGCGGAGAUGACACGCAAGAAAAAAGGCUUGGAAGACGAGAUAGAGUUGUGCUCCACAAAGCUGUGUCGCGCCGAGCAGCUCAUCGGCGGCCUGGGCGGCGAGAAGGCGCGCUGGACCGAGCUCGCGCGCCAGUUGCAGGAGUUGCUCUCCAACAUUAUUGGUGAUGUGCUGCUGUCUGCUGGUUUUAUAGCAUACCUUGGUCCGUACAGCGUCAACUAUCGAAGAGAAAUUAUACAAGUUUGGAACGCCAGAGCGAAAGAACUCAACAUCCCGUGUUCGGAUUCGUUUUCUCUGAUAUCGACCCUGGGAGAGCCGGUCGUGAUUCGCGCCUGGAACAUCGCCGGGCUCCCCGUCGACGCCUUCUCCAUCGAGAACGGCAUCAUCGUCGAGAGGUCGCGGCGCUGGCCGCUCAUGAUUGAUCCGCAAGAACAAGCAAGCAAAUGGAUAAAGAACAUGGAGCGCGAAAAUCAGUUGAAAGUGAUUAAGCUGACCGACGCGGGGUACGUGCGCGUGCUGGAGAGCGCCAUCCAGCUGGGCCUGCCCGUCAUCCUGGAGAACGUGCGCGACAAGCUCGACGCCGUGCUGGAGCCAGUGCUGCUGAGGAACGUCUACAGAUCUGGCGGUAUGGAUUGUUUGAAGCUGGGCGACAACGUAUUGGAGUACAACUACGACUUCCGCUUCUACAUCACGACGAGGCUGAGCAACCCCCAUUAUUUGCCCGAAAUUGCUGUCAAAGUGACCCUCUUAAACUUCAUGAUAACUCCGCAAGGACUACAGGAUCAGCUGCUGGGGAUCGUGGUGGCGCAAGAUCGACCCGAACUAGAGCUGAAAAAGAAUCAACUCAUUGUUGAAGGAGCCACGAACAAAAGGACACUCAAAGAAAUCGAAGAUAAGAUAUUAGAGGUGCUGUCGUCGGCGGGCAACAUCCUGGAGGACGAGUCCGCGAACCAGAUCCUGUCGUCGUCGAAGGUGUUGUCGCUGGAGAUCGAAGCGAAGCAGGCGGCGGCCGGCGUCACGGAGCGCGACAUCGACGCGGCGCGGCUGCUGUACGUGCCCGUGUCGCGACACAGCUCCGUGCUCUUCUUCUGCAUCUCCGACCUCGCCAACAUCGACCCCAUGUACCAGUACUCGCUCAACUGGUUCAUAAACCUGUACAACCAAGCGAUAGUCAACUCCCCGAAAUGUGUGAAUCUGGACGAAAGAUUAGAGAGUCUCAACGCGUACUUCACUAGAAGCAUCUACGAGAACGUCUGCCGCAGCCUCUUCGAGAAAGACAAACUCAUAUUCUCGCUUGUGCUCACGCUCGGGAUCCUCAGAGCCAAGGGUGUCAUUGAUGAUGAUUUAGUAGCAUUUCUGCUGACCGGAGGAGUCGCUUUGGAGAAUCCGUAUGAGAAUCCGGCCCCGGCCUGGCUCUCUGAGAAGUGUUGGUCCGAGAUUGUGAGGUGCAGUAAUCUCAACGGGCUGCGUGGUUUUAAGGAAAAUUUUGAAAAUAAGCUGAAAGAAUGGAAGGACUUCUACGACCUCUCAGCUCCACACGAAAGUCCGUUCCCGUCUCCUUAUGACAAGAUUAAAGGGAUCCCUAAACUAAUCAUUUUAAGAUGCAUCCGACCGGACAAGCUGAUCCCGCUGGUGCAGCAGUACGUGACGGAGGAGAUGGGCCGAGAGUACAUCGAGCCGCCGCCCUUCGACCUCGACAAGUCUUACAACGACAGCAACUGCUGCUCGCCGCUCAUCUUCAUUCUGUCCCCCGGCUCGGACCCCAUGUCCGGCCUCGUCAAAUAUGCCACGGAGAAGAAGGUGGUCAGCUUCGAGACUAUUUCACUCGGCCAAGGACAGGGACCGAUAGCAACAAGUAUGAUAAAGUCAGCGCUGACGGUGGGUGGAUGGGUGGUGCUGCAGAACUGUCACGUGAUGGACUCGUGGAUGGGCGAGCUGGAGCGCGUGUGCGCAGAGGUGGUCACGCCGCAGGAUACGCACCCCUCCUUCCGCUGCUGGCUCACCUCCUACCCCAGCAGGGCCUUCCCUGUCACAGUGCUGCAGAACGGUGUAAAAAUGACAAACGAAGCUCCGAAAGGGCUAAAGAACAACAUCUACCGCUCGUACACGUCGGACCCCAUCAGCGAGCCGGAGUUCUACAUCUCGUGCCCGCGCACGGAGGAGUGGCGCCGGCUGCUGUUCGCGCUGUGCUUCUUCCACGGCGUGGUGCAGGAGCGCCGCGCCUUCGGGCCGCUCGGCUGGAACAUCCAGUACGAGUUCAACGAGAGCGACCUGCGCAUCUGCAUCAUGCAGCUCCAGAUGUUCCUCACGGAGUACUCCGAGACUCCCUUGGAGGCGCUGCACUACCUGACGGGCGAGUGCAACUACGGCGGCCGCGUCACGGACGACAAGGACCGGCGCCUCAUACUCUCUCUGCUGACCAUAUUCUACAAUGAAGAGGUCACUUCUAAUCCAGACUAUUCGUUUUCCCCGAGCGGCGAGUACCGCAUGCCGGCGAGCAUGGAGUACGGCGCGGUGCUGGCGCACGUGCGCGCGCUGCCCUCCGCCGCGCGACCGGAGGUGUUCGGGCUGCACGACAACGCGGACAUCACCAAGGACAACAACGAGGCCGCUGCGCUGUUGUUCGGGUGCCUGGUGACGCAGACGUCGGUGGUGUGCGGCGGCGGCGCGGGGGAGGGGCGCGGCACGGCCGACCUCACGCAGGAGCUGCUGGCGCGCCUGCCGCCGCCCUACCACGUGGCCGCCGUGGCCGCCGCCUACCCCGUGCAGUACCUCAACAGCAUGAACACCGUGCUCAAACAGGAGGUGAUCCGGUACAACCGGCUGCUGAGUGUGGUCCGCAGCACGCUGGAAGGCGUCCACCAGGCGGCCUUGGGGCUGGCCAUCUUGUCUGCCGAACUGGAGCUGUGCGACGCCGCCUUCGCGAAGGGCGUGGUGCCCUCCGUGUGGAUGGCCAAGUCCUACCCCUCCAUGAAGCCGCUGGGGUCGUACGUGGCCGACCUGCUGGCCAGAUUAAAAUUUCUCCAAGACUGGAUCGAUGAGGGUCCUCCGGUGGUGUUCUGGCUAUCGGGUUUCUACUUUACGCAGUCAUUUCUGACGGGCGUGCUUCAGAACUACUCACGGCAUAAUAAAAUUCCCAUCGAUCAGGUGCAUUUCGAGUUUACAAUCACUCGAAUAGAGGCCGACGUUGAUGAAGAACCUGUCUAUGGAGUUUAUUGCAAGGGUCUAUUCCUGGAGGGAGCUCGCUGGAACCGAGACACAAUGCAGCUGGACGAGUCGUUUCCAAAAAUACUGUUUGACACAAUCCCAAUAAUUUGGUUUCAACCAGCCCUAAUAUCUAACUUCAAUCCUCCACCCUGUUACUUUUGUCCCAUCUACAAAACUAGCGAGAGGAAGGGAGUGUUGGCCACUACCGGGCACUCUAGCAACUUUGUCAUGUACAUAACACUGCCUUCAGACACACCAGAGAAGCACUGGAUCAACCGUGGAGUUGCUAGUUUGACACAACUUGAUGACUAACUUUAAUUUGGUGAAAAGCAGAUUCAAAAUGUUCAAGGAUCCUAGUAUUUUUAGUAGUUCAGCUAGCCAUUAAUUAUUCUUUGAAUAUAGUUAAUUCUAAUUCA